CACCAGCUGGGUCCCGCGACAAGACGAGACAGAGACGGGGGGUCAUGAGUUCCUACAGGAUGAUACGAAGCGCAUCGUCGGCUACUCACCACAAUGGUCACCCCCAGCACUACAAGGCUAGCGAGGUGCUGCGAUUCGCGAGAAGGACACCAUACCACCACCACCAACCGGUCAUCUCUUCCGGUUACUCCCAGGCCGUGGCUAGGAGGAACGAACGAGAGCGCAACCGCGUUCGACUCGUCAACAUGGGCUUUGCGGCCCUGAGGCAGCACGUGCCCAACUUCACGCAGAACAAGAAGAUGAGCAAAGUGGACACGCUACGCUCGGCGGUGGAUUACAUCAAGGCUCUCCAAGAGCUCCUGGACCGAGGCGCCGGUCAGCAGAGGCACAGCAAUUCCGAGAGGGACAUCGAAGACGACGACACUGACGAGACGUCGUACAAGGCGAACCAUGAGCGACGACACGGGAUGACGUCCUUCGAGGAUGCCGACGCCUUCUACGACUUCUCGCGAAUCGGUGAAGACAAUGCUCCGUCGUCGCCUGCGGUCGUGCUGCAACCUUCAGAGAUGUCUGAGUCGUCGGCGAGUGCCUUAGACUGCUACGGUGCGGACGAUGCCGAACUCAUGGACUUCUGCCAGCCGUGGCUUGUGUGAGAAGUGAAACUGUGUGGCGCCAAGGUUAGGUUCUAUAGGACACUGCCGGCCGUAAAGAACUCGAGAGACCACUUUAAGGCAUAAGUAUGACCCAGUGCACGAAGAUCUGUUAUUGUUGUGUGACGUAUAAAAGAAACUAUCUCUUGUGCGCAUGUUGCUGACUAUUGUGGCACACUGAACUUCGUGCGUUGAAAUGGACGAAUGUGUCAAGGUUUUCAAAUUUCCAAAAGUGAAAGCUAAAUGUCUAAAAUAUGUGAUAAACUAGUUGUAUACGCAAGGUGCGUCCAGUUUGUCUCCAUGUCUUCUGGACUGAUGUUAGAUAACGUGGAAGGCUUUGUAUGGCUUUAUCUGUGUACGCAAUCAAAGAUUGUGAAUCCAUGAGCGUUGACCGACUUCUUUUCAACACAUCAUUGCUAAAAAUAAGGAGAUGCGCGUGUAAAAUCUAAUAUAUGUCCAAUAUGUUGGACAUAUCUUUAAGUUCA
Rhipicephalus sanguineus (brown dog tick) is the source of this 1135-nucleotide messenger RNA. Its product is annotated as achaete-scute complex protein T3. The transcript has a single exon. Gene Ontology annotation, molecular function: RNA polymerase II transcription regulatory region sequence-specific DNA binding; protein dimerization activity; DNA-binding transcription factor activity, RNA polymerase II-specific. NCBI's taxonomy places the organism in Eukaryota, Metazoa, Arthropoda, Arachnida, Ixodida, Ixodidae. Gene Ontology annotation, biological process: regulation of transcription by RNA polymerase II; developmental process. Bases 45 to 653 code for a protein of 202 amino acids. The record is from RefSeq and is a predicted model, not a curated record.